Molecule: messenger RNA, 3630 nt
Organism: Condylura cristata (star-nosed mole)
Lineage: Eukaryota; Metazoa; Chordata; Mammalia; Eulipotyphla; Talpidae
Gene: ABCB5
Product: ATP-binding cassette, sub-family B (MDR/TAP), member 5
Exons: 26
Coding region: 1-3630 (1209 amino acids)
Biological process (GO): transmembrane transport
Cellular component (GO): membrane
Molecular function (GO): ATP hydrolysis activity; ABC-type transporter activity; ATP binding
Source: RefSeq, a predicted model, not a curated record
AUGGAAAGUUCUGAAAGAGCUGAUGAGAUGCAAGAAAACUAUCAGAAAAAUGAGAAGUUGCAAGAACCACCCCAAGUAAGAAAGCAAGUCGUUGGUCCUAUUGAGAUAUUUCGCUUUGCUGAUGGACUGGACAUCACACUCAUGAUUUUAGGGUUACUGGCAUCACUUAUAAAUGGAGCCUGUCUGCCUGUAAUGUCACUGAUUUUAGGAGAAAUGAGUGAUAACCUUAUCGGUGGAUGUCUAGUCAAAGUUAACACAACAAACUAUCGGAACUGUACUCAGUCUCAAGAGAAGCUGGAUAAAGAUAUAAUUACGUUGACCCUUUACUAUGUUGGAGUAGGUGUUACAGCUUUGGUUUUUGGCUACAUGCAGAUUUCUUUUUGGGUUAUGACUGCAGCACGACAGACCAAGAGAAUUCGAAAACAGUUUUUUCAUUCAAUUUUGGCACAGGACAUCAGCUGGUUUGACAGAUGUGACAUUGGUGAACUUAACACUCGCAUGACGGAUGAUAUCAGCAAAAUCAAUGAUGGUAUUGGAGACAAGAUUGCUCUGUUGUUUCAAAACAUAUCUACUUUUUCUAUUGGCUUGGCGAUUGGUUUGGUGAAAGGCUGGAAACUCACCCUGGUGACUCUCUCCACAUCUCCUCUUAUAAUUGCUUCAGCAGCCAUGUUUUCUAGGAUAAUCAUCUCAUUGACUGGUAAAGAAUUAAAUGCAUAUUCCAAAGCUGGAGCUGUAGCAGAAGAAGUCUUGUCAUCAAUCAGAACAGUCAUAGCCUUUGGCGCUCAGGAAAAAGAAAUUCAAAGGUAUACACAGAAUCUAAAAGAUGCAAAGGAUGUUGGCAUAAAAAAGACUGUAGCUUCAAAACUCUCUCUUGGUGCUGUGUAUUUCUUUAUGAAUGGAACUUAUGGACUUGCUUUUUGGUAUGGAACCUCCUUAAUUCUUAGCGGAGAAGCUGGGUAUACCAUCGGGACUGUUCUUGCUGUUUUCUUUAGUGUAAUCCACAGUAGCUAUUGCAUUGGAGCAGCAGCCCCCAAUUUUGAAACCUUCACUAUCGCCCGAGGAGCUGCCUAUAGUAUCUUCCAGGUUAUUGAUAAGAAACCUACUAUAGAUAACUUUUCAACCAUGGGGUAUAAACCUGAAUGCAUAGAAGGAACAGUGGAAUUUAAAAAUGUUUCUUUUAGUUAUCCAUCAAGACCAACUAUCAAGAUUCUGAAAGGUUUGAAUCUUAAAAUUAAGUCUGGAGAAACCGUAGCCUUGGUUGGUCCCAAUGGCAGUGGGAAGAGUACAGCAGUCCAACUUCUACAGAGGCUGUAUGAUCCAGAUGAAGGCUGUGUCACUAUAGAUGGGACAGAUAUCAGAUCUUUAAAUGUACAGCAUUAUCGAGAACAUAUUGGAGUCGUCAGCCAAGAGCCUGUUUUAUUUGGGACCACCAUUACCAACAAUAUUAAAUAUGGACGAGAUGGUGUAACCAAUGAAGAGAUUGAGAGAGCAGCAAAAGAAGCAAAUGCUUAUGAAUUUAUAAUGGAAUUCCCAAAUAAAUUUAAUACCUUGGUUGGGGAAAAAGGAGUUCAAAUGAGUGGAGGACAGAAGCAAAGAAUCGCAAUUGCUAGAGCUUUAGUUCGGAACCCCAAGAUUCUGAUCUUAGAUGAAGCUACAUCUGCCCUAGAUACAGAAAGUGAAUCACUUGUUCAAGCAGCAUUGGAGAAGGCAAGCAAAGGUCGAACUACAAUUGUGGUUGCACACAGACUUUCCACUAUUCGAAGUGCAGAUCUUAUUGUGACCAUAAAAGAUGGAAUGGUAGUAGAAAAAGGAACUCAUGCUGACUUAAUGGCAAAACAAGGUCUAUAUUAUUCACUUGCAAUGUCACAGGACAUUAAAAAAGCUGAUGAACAGAUGGAAUCAAUGACAUAUCCUACUGAAAAAAAUGACAGCUCAGUUCCUCUGUGCUCUAUGAAUAGCAUCAAGAAAGACUUUUCUGUCAAGUCUGAGGAAUUCAUCCAGUAUAAAAAGAUGUUUGAAAAUGAUGAUAAAAAUACAUUAAAGCAUGAUGCACAAAUUUAUUCCAUGAUAUUUGUGAUUUUGGGUGUUAUUUGCUUUGUCAGUUAUUUCAUUCAGGGAUUGUUUUAUGGCAGAGCAGGGGAAAUUUUAACCAUGAGAUUGAGACACUUGGCAUUUAAGGCCAUGUUAUAUCAAGACAUUUCCUGGUUUGAUGAUAAAGAAAACAGCACAGGAGCCUUGACAACAAUACUAGCCACAGACAUAGCACAAAUUCAAGGAGCAACAGGUUCAAGGAUUGGUGUCUUAACACAAAAUGCAACUAACAUGGGACUGUCAGUUAUCAUUUCCUUCAUAUAUGGAUGGGAGAUGACACUCCUGAUUCUAAGUAUUGCUCCAGUACUUGCACUGACAGGAAUGAUUGAAACUGCAGCAAUGACUGGAUUUGCCAACAAGGAUAAACAAGAAUUUCAGCGUGCUGGAAAGAUAGCAAUUGAAACUGUGGAGAAUAUACGGACUAUAGUGUCAUUAACAAGAGAAAAAGCCUUUGAACAAACAUAUGAAGAAACUCUUCAGACUCAGCACAGAAAUACUUUGAAGAAAGCACAGAUCAUUGGAGGCUGUUAUGCAAUCAGCCAUGCCUUUGUAUACUUUGCCUAUGCAGCAGGAUUCCGGUUUGGAGCCUAUUUAAUUCAAGCUGGACGAAUGACCCCGGAGGGCAUGUUCAUAGUUUUUACUGCAAUUGCAUAUGGAGCUAUGGCCAUGGGAGAAGCACUUGUUUUGGCACCUGAAUAUUCCAAAGCCAAAUCCGGGGCUGCACACUUGUUUGCUUUAUUGGAAAAGAAACCAACUAUAGAAAGCUAUAGUCAAGAAGGAAAAAAAACAGACGCAUGUGAAGGGAAUAUAGAGUUUCGAGAGGUCUCUUUCUUCUAUCCAUGUCGCCCAAAUGUUUUCAUCCUUCGUGACUUAUCCCUCUGUAUUGAGAAGGGGAAAACAGUAGCAUUUGUUGGCAGCAGUGGCUGUGGAAAAAGCACUUCUAUCCAACUUCUGCAAAGAUUUUAUGACCCUGUAAAAGGACAAGUGCUGUUCGAUGGUGUGGAUGCAAAAGAACUGAACAUACAGUGGCUCCGUUCCCAAAUAGCAAUCGUUUCUCAAGAGCCUGUACUUUUCAACUGUAGCAUUGCUGAGAACAUUGCCUAUGGUGAUAACAGCCGUGUUGUGCCAUUAGAUGAGAUCAAAGAAGUAGCAAAUGCAGCAAAUAUCCAUUCUUUUAUUGAGGGUCUCCCUGAGAAAUAUAACACACAAGUUGGACUGAAAGGAACACAGCUUUCUGGUGGCCAGAAACAAAGACUAGCUAUUGCAAGGGCUCUUCUCCGAAAACCAAAAAUUUUAUUGUUGGAUGAGGCCACUUCAGCCCUUGAUAAUGAGAGUGAAAAGGUGGUUCAGCAAGCCCUUCAUAAGGCCAGUAAAGGAAGGACGUGCCUAGUGGUCGCUCACAGACUCUCUACAGUACAGAAUGCAGAUUUGAUAGUAGUUCUGCACAAUGGAAAAAUAAAGGAGCAGGGCACUCAUCAAGAGCUCCUAAGAAAUCGCGACAUAUACUUUAAAUUAGUAAAUGCACAGUCAGUGCAAUGA